Molecule: messenger RNA, 13821 nt
Organism: Wyeomyia smithii (pitcher-plant mosquito)
Lineage: Eukaryota; Metazoa; Arthropoda; Insecta; Diptera; Culicidae
Gene: Ten-m
Product: teneurin-m
Exons: 14
Coding region: 2087-10006 (2639 amino acids)
Biological process (GO): motor neuron axon guidance
Source: RefSeq, a predicted model, not a curated record
UUGCAUCGUACGCUUCCCGAGUGUGGAAGGUUGAAAUUAUCGUGUGCUCUUCGAUCGCGAGUGCUCUGUGUGUGAGGCUCUUGGGUGUUUUAUCGCUUGGACGGUCGCCCAAGAAAUAGCAAAAAAGCAACUGUGCCUGUGCAGAAGAAGUGCGGAGAAGAGAAAAAGAAAAAAAUAAACACUACCCACAGUGGAAGAGCCUCCGAGCGUUUCUUUUUUCGCGAAUCGGGCGUUCGCGUGUGUUCAAAGUGAGUGUUAUUCAUACGUCAAAUAUUUUCCCCGUGCAUCCUGGGCUCGGUUGUCAUAGCCUAGUUUUUGCGUUCGAAAGUUUUCUCGAUUUUCUAUUCAUGGCGAACUGUCAAUGAAAGACUCACCGAAAGGAACUUGAAGGAGCCAGCAGGAACAUACCAGCGAAGCCGCACACACAGCCAACAGUCGCUGAACGGCUGGCUGCUUUCAGCAGGCAGGAACAUUGUGUGUGUUAUAAAACACCCCGAAAAUCAAUGAAAAUUUGUGCUCCUCGGGUGGCUCUCGUGCGCUCGUUGGGCGCUUGAUUGCGUCAGGAACGGGGGGUUCCGCGUUUCGCAAGAUGAAUCCUGGUGCGCUAUCGUAAUUUAGUGUCAACUGCUGCAGGUGUUAUAGUUUUUUUUUUCUUCUAUUUUCCUGUCUACCGAUCAGCAGAUGAUUAGUUAGUGCGCGGUAGGAACGACGGUGCGGAUCAUCGCCGUGUGUAGCCCCGCAGAGAAGGGAAAACUUGUGCGAGAAAGAAAAUUGGCAAUUUCAACGUAGAAAGAAAAAGAAAUAAAUAUUGGUUUAUAGUGUGUGUUAUCAGCAGCAGGGUGUCCUGAGGCACCAAAGUGCAGAAGCAAGAGCCAUAUUUAUUCCGUGAACAGCUAGUUUAGUUGUCCGAUGCUGGAUUGAAAGAAAGAAAAAAAAACAGGAGCCGAGAAAAAUUCAGUCAAAGGAAGCAAAGUGGAAAAAAAAACUUUACCCGAAGCAAACGAGUUGCCGGAAGUGUUGUCCUGACAGGGGUUGCAUCAGCAGCACCAGCAACAGCAGCAGCCGGAUCCGGAACGAGAUUCGAAUGCGACGUGUUGUGACUCGGUGUGUGCGCCUCUUCUAGCGAGGAUUAAUGUGCAAGCGUAAUCAGAAACAGGCGUCGGAAGUUAGAACAACGUUACACCACUCUGUGCCCACAGCUUCAGCAGUGCAGGUGACCAGCGCUGACGAAAUUUCUCGUCACUUCCUUCCUCCCCCGUGCUACAACAAAUAUUAAUAACAACGCCAACACAAUAGAACCGCGGUGGGUGUAAAAGUGCGCGCCCGUAAGCGGAAGAAAACAAGCGAGAGAGCGGAGAAAAAAAACGACGACGACGAUUAUCAUCGCGGUGCCGAAUGAACGGAAGGACGCAGCGGGGCAAAUGGGGAUGAUGCCACUUAAUGCUGUGUUGUGCGAGCUAGCUAUCAGUGACAAAUAGGAAAAUAAUAUGUAAAUUUAUGAAAAUUUGAUAAGUUUUUCUGGGCUCGCGGUUUGUGCUUCCGGCUCCGUUCUCUGUGUCUCUGUGUCUCUGUGUGAGUCGGUGGUGCGUGUGCUGAUUUUUUUGUUUCAGUUCAGUGUUUGUGUUUGUAUUCUCGGAAACAUAAUCAGGAAUAUUUCAGUUCGGUUUUUUUUUCAUCAACCAGUCCGGGAAAAAAUGUCAUAAUUUAUGUCACUCGGUGGUGUUCGGUUAUUCGCUGGUAAUUCGUUUAAAGCAUACCGGGUGAGCAAGAAAGGAGGUAGAGGAAAGCAACAACAAAAAAGGGCCGAUUAAAUUUAACAACAUAGCGACAACAAUAAAAAAUGCACCGGUUAAAUCUUUAGAGCUCACCCAAAAAUUCGACGAUCGAGCGAAAAACGAGAGCCCCAUAUUUGUGCUUAAUGUGUGCGUGCCAGGGCUGUGUGCAAUCGCUUCGGGUAGCAGGCGAAUAUAGCAAGUGAAGUCAGUGUAAAAUUAAAUUCAGCAGUAGGAAGCGGAAGGAGGAUAGCAGAAGGAAGGGCAGAACGGACGCGGACCUUGGGGGAUGUGGACUGUGUGCCGCAGUCAAGAUGAACUCGUACGAAUUUAAUGCAACCAUGGACUGCCGUGAUAAUGGAAUACUUCGUGGAGCCGUGAAAAACAACACAAGAGGUUGCCUCCUGGACGGAGUUCCGCCUUCAGCUCCACCAGAUGUACCACCGCGUAAUCCCACAAUGAAUCGUAUGAAUGGUCGCGUCACCGGUAACCCUACAGAGCUGGGCGUCGAUUUCGAACCGUCGUGUCUGGUGCGAACGCCAUCGGGCAACGUGUACAUUCCAAGCGGAAAUUUAGCAAUCAACAACAAAGGAUCACCGAUAGACUACAAAACGGGCUCCGCCUGUUCGACACCCACGAAGGACACACUGAAGAGCUACGACCGCAACUGCAUGGGUCCGGUACUGCCGCCCCGGAGCGCCAUGUGUGGUCCCCCUUCACAUCACUACUCAGCGCCGCUGAACUUUCGCAAAGGCUUCACCAAAUGUACAUGGAAGUGUACGGCUAUACUAGUUAUAUUAUUAAGUGUUAUACUUGUUAUAACAUUAUUAUUAACAGCAUCUAACGUAUUAAGUAUAUCAUAUCCAACCACCAAUCCCUGUACAGUUCUAGUCGAUGAAAAAGCAGAAAUCUCUGCGGCCAAAAGUACGAUAGCGAAUGCGAACCGGGCAUCGGAUCCAGCGGAAAGUGGCACGGCAUCCGGUCGGGUGAAACCAGCUGCUGGCGGUAGUAGCAUCGGCAGCAGCAACAUCGGUGGCGGUGGCAUCAGCAGUGCUGCCGAUUCGCCCUCGCUAAGUUCCGCUUCCACAUCCGCGUCUUCAUCAGCGGCGUCAACCGCGCCGGCCAACAGCAAUAGCAUUAGCAAUGCAAACAGCAACAGCAACAACAACAAUAACGGAGGUGCCCGAACAUUCCCAGCACGAAGUUUCCCACCCGAUGGCACCACCUUCUCGCAGAUCAACCUCGGCCAGCGCCUCUCGAAGGAAAUUCCCCCGUACAGCUACUGGAACAUGCAGUUCUACCAGUCGGAACCGGCCUACGUUAAGUUCGACUACGGAAUACCGCGGGGAGCGUCGAUCGGUGUCUAUGCCCGCCGGAAUGCGCUGCCAACGCACACCCAGUACCACUUCAAGGAGGUGCUGAGCGGUUUCAACGCACGCCAGACACGUGCCACCCAUCCGUCGAUGCGCCGUGAAGUAACCCGCUACAUGGAACCGGGCCACUGGUUCCUGUCGAUCUACAACGACGAUGGCGACGCCCAGGAGCUCACCUUCUACGCAAUCGUAGCCGAGGACAUGACCCAGAACUGCCCGAACGGAUGCUCCGGAAAUGGGCAGUGCCUGCUCGGGCACUGCCAGUGCAAUCCGGGCUACGGCGGGGACGACUGCAGCGAGAGCGUCUGCCCAGUGCUGUGUUCCCAGCGAGGCGAGUACAUCAACGGCGAGUGCCAGUGCAAUCCCGGCUGGAAGGGCAAGGAGUGUUCACUGCGGCACGACGAAUGUGAAGUACCGGACUGCAACGGACACGGACACUGCGUCAGCGGCAAAUGUUCCUGCGUACGCGGCUACAAGGGCAAAUACUGCGAAGAAGUUGACUGUCCGCAUCCCACCUGCUCCGGGCACGGAUUCUGUGCCGAGGGCACGUGCAUCUGCAAAAAGGGCUGGAAGGGACCGGACUGUGCGACGAUGGAUCAGGACGCGCUGCAGUGUCUACCGGACUGCUCCGGCCACGGAACGUUCGAUCUGGACAGCCAGACCUGCACUUGUGAGCCCAAGUGGAGCGGCGAGGAUUGCUCCCAGGAGUUGUGCGAUCUGAACUGUGGCCCGCGGGGACGCUGUGUGGGUGACAGCUGCAGCUGCGAUGCCGGCUGGGGUGGUGAGUUCUGCAACAGCAAACUGUGCGAUCCGCGCUGCAACGAACACGGCCAGUGCAAGAACGGAACGUGCCUCUGCGUAACGGGCUGGAACGGGAAGCACUGCACCCUGGAGGGGUGCCCCAGUGGUUGCUCUCAGCAUGGUCAGUGUCACGUGAGCGGAGAACUGAUGUGGGAAUGCCGCUGUUACGAAGGCUGGGACGGACCGGAUUGUUCGGUUUCACUGGAGCAGAAUUGUGGCGAUAACAAGGACAAUGAUAGAGAUGGCCUUGUUGACUGCGAAGAUCCGGAGUGCUGCGGAAAUCACCUGUGCAAAACGAGCCAACUGUGCGUUUCAGCCCCCAAACCGAUCGAUGUGCUGCUGCGGAAACAACCGCCAGCCAUUACGGCGUCCUUCUUCGAGCGCAUGAAGUUCCUCAUCGACGAAGGCAGCCUGCAAAACUACGCCAAGCUGGAAACGUUCAACGAAAGCGUUUUUUGGAAUCAUUUUAACGCAAGCCGAUCUGCCGUCAUUCGAGGCCGUGUGGUAACCUCGCUACAGAUGGGCCUGGUAGGGGUACGUGUGAGUACGUCCACCCCCCUGGAAGGAUUCACCCUGACCCGCGACGACGGUUGGUUCGAUCUGAUGGUUAACGGAGGCGGUGCCAUUACGCUGCAGUUCGGCCGGUCGCCAUUCCGUCCGCAAACUCGCAUCGUACAAGUGCCCUGGAACGAGGUUGUCAUCAUCGAUACCGUCGUGAUGUCCACGUCGGACGAUAAGGAAAAGACGGGCUCGCCGCAUACCUGCUUCUCCCAUGAUUACGAUUCGAUGAAACCGGUAGUGCUGGCGACUUGGAAGCACGGUUUCCAGGGUGCCUGUCCGGAUCGGAGCGCCAUUCUGGCCGAAUCGCAAGUUGUGCAGGAAUCCCUAUCGAUCCCCGGUACCGGGUUGAAUCUGGUCUAUCACAGCAGCCGAGCGGCCGGAUAUUUGUCGACCAUCAAGUUGCAGCUUACUCCGGAUACUGUGCCACAAACACUGAAACUGAUCCAUUUGCGAAUCACCAUCGAAGGCAUUCUGUUUGAGAGGAUUUUCGAAGCGGACCCUGGUAUCAAGUUUACCUACCCGUGGAAUCGGUUGAACAUCUACAGGCAACGAGUUUACGGUAUCACGACAGCCGUUGUUAAAGUGGGCUACCAGUACACGGACUGUAAGGACGUUAUUUGGGAUGUUCAAACCACCAAGCUGAGUGGUCAUGAUAUGAGCAUUUCCGAAGUGGGUGGCUGGAAUUUGGACAUUCAUCAUCGGUACAACUUCCAUGAAGGUAUCCUACAGAAAGGCGACGGCUCGAACAUCUAUCUAAAGCAUAAGCCACGCGUUAUUCUAACUACCAUGGGUGAUGGACAUCAGCGGCCAUUGGACUGUCCCGACUGCAACGGCAUUGCAUCCAAGCAGAGAUUGCUGGCACCGGUUGCUUUAGCGGCCGCCCCUGACGGUAGCCUGUACGUUGGAGAUUUCAACUACAUCCGUCGAAUUAUGAUCGAUGGAACGGUGAAAACUGUUGUUAAACUGAACGCCACUCGAGUGUCCUACCGCUAUCACAUGGCGCUAAGUCCGCUGGACGGUUCGCUGUACAUCUCCGAUCCGGAGUCGCAUCAAAUCAUUAAGGUCAAGAACAAGGACGAUUCUCACGAUCCGGAGCACAACUGGGAACCGGUAGUUGGUAGUGGCGAACGCUGCUUGCCUGGUGACGAAGCCCACUGCGGUGACGGAGGAUUAGCCCGUGACGCCAAGCUAGCCUACCCGAAGGGAGUGGCCAUCUCAUCCGAUAAUGUGCUGUACUUCGCCGAUGGCACAAACAUUCGUAUGGUCGAUCGUGAUGGAGUUAUCAGCACCCUGAUCGGCAACCACAUGCACAAAUCUCACUGGAAACCUGUCCCCUGCGAGGGAACGCUGAAAAUCGAAGAAAUGCACCUCCGGUGGCCAACAGAACUAACAAUCAACCCACUGGACGACACCUUACACAUCAUCGAUGAUCACAUGAUCCUUCGCAUGACACCAGACGGUCGCGUUCGAGUAAUCGCCGGUCGUCCGCUACACUGCGCUUCGGCUGUUCCAGCAACCUUCGACUCCGAUUUGGCAGCUCACGCAACGCUCAUUAUGCCGCAAAGCAUCGCCUUCGCUCCGUCCGGUGAUCUAUACGUAGCCGAAAGCGACUCCCAGCGGAUCAACCGCAUUCGCGUCAUCGGAACGGAUGGUAAAAUUGCCGCUUACGCUGGAGCCGAAUCCAAGUGCAACUGUCUGGAGCGCGGAUGCGACUGCUAUGAAGCCGAUCACUACCUAGCGAUUAGUGCCAAAUUCAACACCAUCUCGGCCAUCACCGUCACUCCGGACGGCCACGUUCACAUCGCCGAUCAGGCCAACUAUCGCAUCCGAUCGGUGAUCUCCAGCCUGCCAGAGGCAGGUACUUCCAAGGAGUACGAAAUCUACGCUCCCAACUCCCAAGAAAUCUACGUGUUCAACCGCUUCGGUCAGCAUAUCGCCACCAAAAACAUUAUGACCGGCGAAACAACCUACAGCUUCCUGUACAACGUCAACACCUCAAACGGUAAACUGAGCACGGUCACGGAUGCCGCCGGCAAUAAGGUAUUCCUGCUACGUGACUACACCUCCCAAGUAAACUCGAUCGAGAACACCAAGGGUCAGAAGUGUCGCCUGCGGAUGACUCGCAUGAAGAUGCUGCACGAGCUAAGCACCCCGGACAACUACAACGUAACCUUCGACUAUCACGGACCAACGGGACUGCUGAAAACUAAACUCGAUUCCACCGGUCGUUCGUACGUGUACAACUACGACGAAUUCGGUCGGCUAACGUCAGCCGUCACUCCAACCGGCAAAGUGAUUGACCUUAGCUUCGAUCUCAGCGUUAAAGGGGCAACCGUAAAGGUGACGGAGAAUUCCCAGCGUGAAGUUUCCAUGCUUAUCCAAGGUUCGUCGGUGGUUUCCCGGGUCGGUGAAGCAGCUACUAAGACAACAGUACUGGUAGAUGGUGGAACGACCAGUGUAUCACCAUGGGGUAACGUAGUUUCGGUCGAGUCUGUACCGUACAUUCUACUAGCGGAAAUCGAUCCACUGCUGGGCGAAAGUUACCCGGUACCAUCGAAACAACGCACGGAAAUCAACGGUGAUCUAUCGAACCGCUUCGAGUGGCGCUACUUCAUCCGUCACGUUCCCGUACGUGGAAAGAACGCACGUGCUCUCACCCAGGUUGGUCGUAAGCUGCGCGUCAACGGAGAUAACCUGCUAACGUUCGAGUACGAGAAAGAUAGCUCAUCUAUAACGGUAUCCGUAGAUGACAAAACUGAAUUGCUGAAUGUUACCUACGAUAAGUCAUCGCGUCCGGUUGCCUAUAGACCGCAGUCGGGCGAGUACGCCGAUGUGGAUUUGGAGUACGAUCGAUUCGGUCGGUUGAUCUCUUGGAAGUGGGGUAACUUAAAAGAGGAUUAUACCUUUGACCGCGCGGGACGUCUGAACGAGAUCAAAUAUGGUGACGGUAGUUCGAUCGUGUAUGCUUUCAAGGAUAUGAUCAGCAGUCUACCGCUGAAGGUGACGACUCCAAGACGGUCGGAUUACCUACUGCAGUACGAUGACGCGGGUGCGUUGCAAUCGCUGACUACUCCGAGAGGUCACAUACACGCGUUUUCACUGCAAACUUCGUUAGGAUUCUUCAAGUAUCAGUACUUCUCGCCUAUAAAUCGACAUCCGUUCGAGAUUCUGUAUAACGAUGACGGGCAAAUUUUGGCCAAGAUUCAUCCUCAUCAGUCUGGGAAGGUAGCGUUCGUGUAUGAUAAUGCGGGACGGCUUGAAACGGUGCUGGCGGGAUUGUCCUCCACGCAGUAUACUUAUCAGGAGAGUACGAGCUUGGUGAAGAUGGUGGAUGUACUGGAGCCUGGUUUUGAGCUGCGCAGGGAGUUCAAGUAUCACGCGGGUGUGAUGAAGGACGAGAAGCUGAUGUUUGGUUCGAAGAGUGCACUGGCUUCGGCUCACUUCAAGUAUCAGUACGAUGGUAAUGCUCGGUUGAGUGGAAUAGAGAUGGACAUUGACGGAAAGGAUUUACCGAUCAUGCGGUUCAAGUAUGGACAGAGCUUGGGAACGCUGGAUGCGAUUAGUGACUUGAGGAUCACUAGGAAUGCGUUCAACCGGACCGUGGUUCAGGAUACUUCGAAGCAGUUUUUCACGAUCACCGAUUUUGACGAACAUGGAAGGGUUAAGAGUGUGCUGAUUAACAUUAAAUCGUUUGAUGUUUACCGGUUGGAGCUGGACUACGAUUUGCGGAAUCGGAUCAAGACACACAAGGUGAUGGUUGGUAGAGUGACUUCACUGGAUAAGGUCAAUUACAAUGCCGAUGGUCAUGUGAGUGAGGUUGUUGGAACCAACUCCUGGAAGUAUUUGUACGAUGAGAAUGGAAAUAUUAUCAGUAUUUUGGAGCAGGGUGAUAAGACGAAUCUGGGUUAUGAUACGGGUGAUCGCGUGGUGCAGGUGGGUGAUGUAGAGUUCAACAGCUACGAUGCUCGUGGCUACGUGGUGCGACGAGGCGAGCAGAAAUAUCGUUACAACAACCGUGGACAACUGAUUCAUGCCUUGGAGCGAGAUCGCUUCCAAACGUGGUAUUUCUAUGACGAUCAGGGACGUCUGGUCGCCAGCCACGAUGAAAAGGGUAACGUGACGCAAUACUUCUACACCAACAUCAACUCACCGGAACUGAUUACGCACAUCCACUAUCCGAAAGUGUCACGAACCUUCCGAUUUUUGUAUGACGAUCGUGACAUGCUGGUGGCAGUGGAAACCGGAGAGCAGCGUUACUAUGUAGCCACCGAUCAGAACGGAUCUCCGAUCGCUUUCUUCGACAUCAACGGAAACAUCGUGAAGGAGAUUCGCCGAACGCCGUUCGGUAAGAUCAUCAAAGACUCGAAUGCGGACUUCUUCGUUCCCAUCGACUUCCAUGGCGGUUUACUGGAUCCGAACACGCGGCUGGUGUAUAUGGAGAAACGACUGUACGACACUUCGGUGGGUCAAUGGAUGACACCUUCGUGGGAGCAGUUGGCCACCGAGAUGCGGCUGCACACCGAUGUGUUCAUCUACCGCUUCCACAACAACGACCCCAUCAACCGGAAAGAACCGAUGAACUACAUGAACGAUCUCAAGUCCUGGCUGCGGCUGUUCGGGUACGACGUCACCAAAAUGCAGGGCUCGAAGUACACCAAGGAUAUGAUCUACAAGCCGAAAGCGAUGAUCAAGUCACCCCAGCUGGCACCGGACUUUGGUGUGAUGUCCGGACUGCAGUGCAUUGUUGAAAAGGUUGACGAACGAUUCUCCGAUUUUGGAUUUGUACCGAAACCGCUGCUGAAGAUGGAACUCAAGACGAGAAAUCUACUACCGAGGGUGGCCUACCGGCGGGGAGUUUUCGGCGAAGGUGUUCUAAUUUCCCGAAUCGACGGUCGUGCUCUAGUCAGUGUCGUCGAUGGGUCUAACAGCGUCGUCCAGGAUGUCGUUUCGUCUGUCUUCAACAGUUCGUACUUCCUGGAUCUACACUUCAGCAUCCACGAUCAGGAUGUUUUCUACUUUGUGAAGGACAACAUCAUGAAGCUGCGCGAUGAUACGGAGGAACUGCGCCGACUCGGUGGAAUGUUCAACAUCUCAACGCACGAAAUCAACGAUCAUGCCGGUACGAAUGGUAAGGAACUUCGUCUCCACGGUCCGGACGCGAUAGUGAUUAUCAAGUACGGCGUCGAUCCGGAGCAGGAGCGACAUCGCAUACUGAAACAUGCCCACAAGCGUGCGGUCGAGAGAGCCUGGGAGCUCGAGAAGCAGCUGGUCGCUGCCGGUUUCCAGGGCCGCGGUGAUUGGACCGAGGAGGAAAAGGAGGAGCUCAUCUCGCAUGGCGACGUCGACGGUUGGGUCGGUGUGGACAUUCACAGCAUACACAAGUACCCGCAGCUGGCGGACGAUCCCGGCAAUGUAGCGUUCCAACGCGACUCGAAACGAAAGCGGCGGAAGAGCGGAAAUCACAAAACGCUGCGUCAGCACAGGCACGAAAGCUCGUGAAAUAGCAGCGCUCCGCUAGUGCAAUCUCUAUCCAAUCUGUGAGGCUUUCCAAAACAAAAAUCAAGCAAGCCAUGAAAUAAAAAAAAACACACAUAAACAAACAAAUGCGGCAAAAGAAAUCAAGUAAAUUUCAUAGAAUGCUCUCUCUUAUAAGGAAAGUCUUUCUCCGAGAACUGAUUUGAAGAGACGGAAGUAAAUAUUAGGAAUAUUGUGAUACAUAGAUUUAUUUUGGAUUAUUUUCAUAGGGUUAAACGAAAAAUUGAAGAUGAUAGGAACUGCGGCAAGUUUUCUACGCUCGAGCAAGCUCUUUCUCAUUCGAGUCGCGACGAAGCGCAUUCAACAGCAGGAUGUUAAUAUCAGAACAGCAGAAAAAAAAACACUCACACAAAUGAAACGAAGAACAAAGAAAACUGCAUAUUUUUAUAGUAGAUGCACCACCCAAACCAAACCCCCAUCAGCAGCAGCAGCAGUCGAAAGAAGGCUAAACGUCAUACAUUAAGUAGAAAAGUAUGGUUUCCGCCAUGUUGUGAAUGUCAUCAUAUUUUCCAACCAAACACCGACCCAUCAACAACAUCAUACAACAAAGCAUCAUCAAAUGACAAGAAAAUAAAACGUAAAACACAAUAACCAUUAACUGUUAGAAAAAUUGUGCAUUGCAAAUAAUCAAUCCUUUUUGCAGAAAAAAGAGACAACAAAAAGAAAGAAACAAAUAUAAUCGUAAACAAAAGCAUACAUUAUACGCUGAAAAUCAAAACUGUUUUACAAACAAACACAUACAUUCACACCCUACUAACACACUCACACAAACACUAAUACAAAGUAAUAAACAAAUCAUCAUUCGUCAUGUAGUAGAAAGGAGAAGAAAAAAAAGAGAACAAGCGAAUUAUCAUUUUAUACAUUUUGAGUGCAUGACGUCAGGAUGAGACUGGGCCCGGCUGGGCAGUGGCAGACAGAGAAAGGGAGAGAAUAAAAAAAACAAAACAGAACAGCCCUCUAAAUAGUGAAGAAUGUAGUUAAUUAGAUGACAAUUAAAUGUGAACAUUGUGGAUGUCUUUUAGCAGUUAAGCGCAAAGCAAAGUACAUUUUAAGGUCGAACGAAAAAGCAAAAAAAAGUGUUGCUAACGAAGAAACUGUGUAGAAAGAAUAGAAGAAGAAGAAAAAACAGAAUUUGGUGUUGUGCAAACAGUGCCAUUCAACUAGUCGAUAUGUCUUAAAUGACAGCAGAAAAAAAAACACAUAAAACAAGUGUAAAAAUAACAUAGUGAAACACUUGCAGCAUACAGUACCGGAGACAACUCAAACCAUGGUCGUGGCGAUAUUUUUACUACAAGAACAACAAAACAUGACAGCAACAAAAAAAAAACAAAGAAUCUUUAUGAUAUUAAAAAAAAACAAAAAUAGAAUGAUUAGGGAUGAUAGGAGAGCAAUGGGUUUGAGCACCCGGACGCAGUGUAAGCGGAUAAAGUGAAGAACAAACAUUAUUCUAGAGCAAACAAAAAAAAUAGUAAGGUGCCAUAGAAAAGGGAAGAAGAGACCGGCUUAGCGUGAUGAGUAGAACGCUCCCGGUAGAGGACCGUAAUAGGUGAACAAAAACAAAAAUAUCCUUAUUAGUAGGUGACACUCAUACAACUGUACAGUAUAAUUAGUCGAUAGGCAGAAAGCAGCAAGAGAGACGACGAUCGCGCGAUAAUACUUAUAGGCAAAUCUUGUUCCUCUUCUUCUGCUUGAUUUUACUCGAAUGAUUUUACCGACUGUGGAUAAGCCUGUGAGAAAAACAAAAAAAAAACUCAAUGGUUACAAAGAAAAGCAUGCCAUGCCAUGCGUUGUUUUUAUUCGUUAAUAUUUUGCAGCACCGAAAACAAGGCAGUUCAGUUUCUUUUUUCGAUUCAGAAUCGAGCUUAAUAACAACGGUAAAAGUUGGUGAAACUUCCACAGUGCGGGAAAAAACAAGAAGACAAAACAAACGAAAACACAUGAAUCCGUCUUGCUUCCUGAUUUUAAAAGUGACACGUUAGGAGAAACAUAUUCUCUCUAGUAGGUUGUCAAUAUGACAGAAGAAAAACAAACAAACAAACGGAGAUUAAACCACACUCAAAAGGUUGACAUAAAACCAAAAAUUGACGAAGAAUUCUCUCUCUAUCUCUCUAUUCUUGGCUUCUACAGGGUAUUUGUAAUAAAAACGGACAAAGAACAGAAACUUAAGAGAUGAAUCAUUCAAUACUCACGCGCAGGAAGGAAAAAACAAUACCAAACUUAAGCGAACACAACCAUAAACACUUUUUGGGUUCGAUUAUCGCCUCUCUGUUAAGUUUCCAAACAAACAAAAAACCAGUAGCAUGACAACACAGAAUACUCUCACAUAGCAUCAACCAGAACAAGUACCGAUACUCGCUCAUACUCGAACUUUCCCUCUUUCUCGUUUUACGAAAGGCGAAAGCUCGAACCGGUAGUAGACAGACACACGCUUACAAAUUUUCCUCUCGCUCGUUAGUUUUUUUUUAUUUACCUUCCUCCGAACAGCAAAUAAUUAGUAGUAGCACAGUACAACGUUACGUAACAGUAGAGAAAGAAUGUUUAUUUACCACCGCAACCCGGGUAACUCCAGAAGCGGAAGCAGCAUUUUACACGAUAAUUUGACCACCAGUAACAAAAAAAACGAAGCACAAAGAAAAACCCGACACACAGAAGCGCCAGGUUGUGGUAGUGAAAACUUCCCUCCCCUCCGAGGCAUUUUCUUAGAAUACACUAGUGAAGGUUGUAGAAAUUGAAAAAUUGGCGAGAAAAAAAAACGACUAAAAGCAAUAUAAGGAAAGAAGGGAUAGAACGCAAAGCGAAAAGCCAUAGCCAAACCAAACACUUUAUUGUUGUUUUGGUUACAGCGUUAUGUUUCCCUAUCAAUAAACGCUCAAGUUAUCCCAAGCAACGAGCAGAAAUUUUCAACCGGUUUUCUGUUAUAGAAAAUCAAUUGCUAAAAGUUUAAAUCCAACCCAACCGACGAUACGAAAUUGUGCAAUCAAAUUAAUCUCGAACACAUAUACACGCGCACGCGCGUCAUAAUCAUAGUGUACUUUUUCAUUUGUGCAAAAAAAAGCUACACCUUUUGACUAUUGGUUAAGAUUUGAUCUGAAACGAAUGGCUAAGAUUUGUAAAAGUUGUACAUAACUUGUUUGUCGAUAGCAGCAACCUGUGUAUUUAUUGUUUUACAUCAUCUCUCUCUAUUGUCUACGCAUACGCCAAUAGAUUUUUAGUGAGUUCCAUUUGGACAAAGAUAGCAUUAUAUCCAACGUUUCUCGUUGAGUUGUUGUACAUAAAGGGAAUGCUCCUGUGUCGACCGCGAAUUGCGGCUAACCGUGACACCAUCGCCCAGAGAAUUUCCACUGGUUCGAACGUUAAUUAAGCAUAACUAUAAUACAGUACUCCCCAACCCCUUGCCCCCCCUUAUACCGUUAUGUACAUUAUAUUUUUCCCACCCUUCCCACCUUAUAUCCUAAACUAAAACUAAGAACUGUAGUAGGACUGGCAAAUCAAAGUUUUUAAAGUUUAACCGAUUGACAGCGAAGCAAACUUUGUUGUAGCCGUCGCCGGUUGUAAUCAAAGAAGGCGUAACAAAGCGCGAAGACUACCGAUCGAAUUCAGUUCGAUAUACAAGAAAGAAAGAAAACCCGAAGCAGAAGAAAAACGAAAGUAAGUGAGUGAAUAACUUUUUUUUUCUUUUGUAAAAUACUAAACCCAGGGGCGAAACCGUAUAUACAUAGUGAGGGCAAGGAUGUGCUAGAAACUGGCCCCGAUGAAUGGUAAAUUUAGUGGUAAACAAA